Messenger RNA from Babesia bovis T2Bo, 729 nucleotides. NCBI's taxonomy places the organism in Eukaryota, Apicomplexa, Aconoidasida, Piroplasmida, Babesiidae. The record is from the annotation of a RefSeq genome assembly.
AUGACAAUAUUUACUAUACGUUGGAAUAAAAAAAUAGGAAAAAACUGUAAAGGUAGAAUCAUAGUAAGACAUAAAAAAUCUGGAUACAGUAAUCAUUAUAUACCUGUAGACAGAAACUAUUUCAAUAAAGUGUGCUCUAAUAAUUUUUAUUUUAUUCUUAAAAAUAUAAAAAUUAAUAAUGUUUUUAGAAAUUCUAAAUUAAUAUUAAGUGUAUGUAUAAAAGGGCCUAUACAAGGAGAAUCUAGGUAUAUACUUAAACCUUAUAAAAAAACAUACGGAGAUUUUAUCAAGUACUAUAACAGAAGUAUUAAAACUGAAGGAGAUGUAGACCUGUUGGAUAAUUUUUCUGUUGGCAACAAAAUUUAUAAUAUAUACAUAAAUACAAUGCAAUCUUAUAAAUUGUGCACUUCUGCUUUAUCGUACGCUAUAAUUAUAUCUAAAUACGAGAAUUUUAUUAUAUUAAAGCUACCUUCAGGAAAAACUAUUAGAAUAAGUAACAGUGAUUUGGCUUCGUAUGCUUUUUCAGACAAGAUAGAAGAGCCAAAAUACAAAACAGCUGGAUAUAAAAUUAAAUUAGGUCGUAGGCCUAAAGUGAGAGGAACAGCUAUGAAUGCCUGUGACCACCCACACGGAGGUGGAGAAGGGAAAGCUCCUAUAGGUAGGAAAACUAUAUACUCUUUUACAGGUAGAAAGUGUAAAGGAGUUAAAACUGUAAAAAUUACAAAAUGA